UAAUCGCACCAAGGCUAGCGGUUAGCUAGCGGUUAGCCGGCCACCAAGCUACACUGACAGCUUGAGUGAAUUAGCGCAAACUGGAACAUCGGCGCGGACCUGGGUCUCUCUAGUGUUGUUUUCGAAACUGAGCCGUCCCACAUUUUGGAGUUAAGUCUUGGGAGGAGCCACGUGUACAGGAACUGGAGCCUGACAGCUUUCACUGACUGUAUCCACCGCAGGCAAUCAUGGCUGUUUGGAGGAAACUGUGGAGCAGAAACCUCAUGGCUGCGUCUCUGCUUGUCUGUAUCCUGCUCCACACCAUGGAUGUGCAUGCACGGCCAGCCAACAUGUCAGCCUCUAAAGACAAGCUUCCAGCCAGCAAGGAUGAGAAUGAGAUUCUUCCUCCAGACCACCUGAACGGGGUGAAGAUGGAGAUGGACGGCCACCUCAACAAGGACUUCCAUCAGGAAGUUUUCCUGGGGAAAGAGAUGGAGGAGUUUGACGAGGACUCAGAGCCCAGGAGGAACAGGAAGAAGCUUAUUGACAUUUUCACCAAAGUAGAUUUCAACAAGGACAGGAGCGUCAGCGCCAAGGAGAUGCAGCGCUGGAUCAUGGAGAAGACGGAGGAGCACUUUCAGGAGGCCAUGAAGGAGAACAAGAACAGUUUCCGCGCUGUUGACCCAGACGGCGACGGUCAUGUGACAUGGGAUGAAUACAGAGUCAAAUUUCUGGCCAGCAAAGGUUUCAAUGAAAAAGAAAUUGCUGAGAAAAUAAAGAAUAAUGAAGAUCUGAAACUGGAUGAGGAAACUCAGGAGGUUUUGGAAAGUCUGAAGGACCGCUGGUUUCAGGCUGACAACCCUCCAGCUGACCAGCUGCUGAAUGAGCAGGAGUUCCUAUCUUUCCUCCACCCCGAGCACAGCAGAGGCAUGCUCAAAUACAUGGUCAAGGAGAUCGUCCGGGACUUGGACCAGGAUGGCGAUAAGAAACUCACCCUGUCCGAGUUCAUCUCUUUACCCGUGGGCACCGUGGAGAACCAGCAGGCUCAGGACAUCGAUGACGACUGGGUUCGAGAGAGGAAGAAGGAGUUUGAGGAAGUCAUCGAUUCAGACCGUGAUGGCAUCGUAACUAUGGAGGAACUGGAGGAGUACAUGGACCCGAUGAACGAGCACAACGCUUUGAACGAGGCCAAGCAGAUGAUUGCCGUCGCAGACGAGAAUCAGAAUCAUAAUUUGGAGCUGGACGAGAUUCUCAAGUAUAGCGAGUACUUCACAGGCAGCAAGCUCAUGGAUUACGCCAGAAACGUCCACGAGGAGUUCUGAGGAGAAAUCCAUCCUCCUCUGUCUGCUCAGAAAGGCAGGGCGGUAUCCUACAUCUGCUUCAGGGACGAGCCGGUAGAGAGGGGCAACCUAAUGAUAGGAUGUUUCUAUUGUGCAAUUCUGUGUUUAAAGCCUAGCCUCAACGGCCUCUUUCACUGCUGACUCCAGUGAACACACCCUUCCCUCAACCCUGGACUGUCUGCCAAACAUCAGAGGUAACGUGGUCUGCCUUCUGUGUGCCAUUGGGACUUUUUGACCUUUUAAAUGUUGAGGCAUUGCACCAACUCCAAAUUUCUUUGUGUUAUAUUGUGAAAUGUGUGUAUAUGAGGAAUUUUAACCCUGAGUAGACUCCCUGGGCCAGUGGUGAGAGAGACUGCGCAGCUAGGCCAGCUAUUUGUGCUGCAGGAUCAUGUUGUUUUUAGCUGGCGUGUCUGUAUACAGUGUAAAUAUUCAUCAUCGCAUACUAAUGCAAAAAAAGUUGAAAAAAUGAAUGUAAUGCUGCUGAAAGGAACAACUCUUCUAGAGAUAUAUCAUUAUAUAAAUGAUGAAACACUAACUAUCUGCUAGCACUGCAUUGCCCAAAUUGUAAAGGUGAUUUUUGUCAGUCGUGGUGUACAAUUUCACUGGUGGGUAUCCGUCCAUCUACAGUACUUAAAAACAGGGUAUUGGGUGUGUAAAAAUAGAAGUAAUAGUAAUAAAUAAAAUUAAAAAAACGCCUCAAUGACAUACAGUAAUCCUACUUAGCACAGACAUUCAUUAACAAUUUAUUGUCAGAGUAAUGAAAAGUUCAAAUGGAGGAAAAUAGAUUAAUAUAUAAGAACAAUGCCUGUCUUUUUCACAGCAGAUGUUUGGGCUGAUUGAAGGAAAAGCAUAAGUGCAGCACAGCAACAGUAAGAAGCACAAGAUAACGUUAACGAUGUCUCCAAAAGGGAAGCUUUAGUUUCACCUGUGUGUGUCAGGUCAGAGUGUCUCCUGUGGUAAAGGCUUGUUGUGUUGUUCUUUGCUAAAUACAAUCUAAUUCAGUUGUUGAGAUGUGGAUGAAGAUGAAUUCAUGUAUUUGACCAGUUUGAUCUUUGAACAUCUCACAGGUUUGUUUGUUUUUCUUUUUGCUCUGUGUCAGUGCAGACUGGUCAUAGUGUCUUUGUUUUGGUUCACUCCUCUCCUUUACCGUUUCGAAUGCUCUCAGUUAAACCAUACAAUUCCACUCGUGCCAUGUUUUUAAAUGCAUGAACAAAUAGUGGAAUUACAUUCUUCGCCUCUGUUGAGAUUUUCAAUAACCUGUGGAAGCGUUUGGAUCCUGCGACAGUCUCCUCAGUCCUGUGUGGAUUGUAAAAUAUGUUUAUGAUAACAGAAUGUGACACAGCUUUAUAAAACGUACUGCAGACAUACUGAUAAACAAUAAAUAUUUCUUAUCAAGUAAAGAGCA
Messenger RNA from Seriola aureovittata, 2724 nucleotides. RefSeq names its product stromal cell derived factor 4 (gene sdf4). Bases 228 to 1301 code for a protein of 357 amino acids. NCBI's taxonomy places the organism in Eukaryota, Metazoa, Chordata, Actinopteri, Carangiformes, Carangidae. The record is from RefSeq and is a predicted model, not a curated record. Gene Ontology annotation, molecular function: calcium ion binding. The transcript is spliced from 7 exons. Gene Ontology annotation, cellular component: endoplasmic reticulum. Gene Ontology annotation, biological process: calcium-ion regulated exocytosis.